CGCCCGCCGCAGGCCUGUGGGCUGCGAGGACGAGCUUUGCCUAGCUUGCAGGCAGCGCAGGGCAGACGGCGGCAGGAGAAGCAAGAUGAAUGCAGGCUCAGAUCCCGUGGUCAUCGUCUCGGCGGCGCGGACCAUCAUAGGUUCCUUCAGUGGUGCCUUAGCUGCUGUUCCUGUCCAGGACCUGGGCUCCACUGUCAUCAAAGAAGUCUUGAAGAGGGCCACUGUGGCUCCGGAAGAUGUGUCUGAGGUCAUCUUUGGACAUGUUUUGGCAGCAGGCUGUGGGCAGAAUCCUGUUAGACAAGCCAGUGUGGGUGCAGGAAUUCCCUACUCUGUUCCAGCAUGGAGCUGCCAGAUGAUCUGUGGGUCAGGCCUAAAAGCUGUGUGCCUUGCAGUCCAGUCAAUAGGGAUAGGAGACUCCAGCAUUGUGGUUGCAGGAGGCAUGGAAAAUAUGAGCAAGGCUCCUCACUUGGCUUACUUGAGAACAGGAGUAAAGAUAGGUGAGAUGCCACUGACUGACAGUAUACUCUGUGAUGGUCUUACAGAUGCAUUUCACAACUGUCAUAUGGGUAUUACAGCUGAAAAUGUAGCCAAAAAAUGGCAAGUGAGUAGAGAAGAUCAGGACAAGGUUGCAGUUCUGUCCCAGAACAGGACAGAGAAUGCACAGAAAGCUGGCCAUUUUGACAAAGAGAUUGUACCAGUUUUGGUGUCAACUAGAAAAGGUCUUAUUGAAGUUAAAACAGAUGAGUUUCCUCGCCAUGGGAGCAACAUAGAAGCCAUGUCCAAGCUAAAGCCUUACUUUCUUACUGAUGGAACGGGAACAGUCACCCCAGCCAAUGCUUCAGGAAUAAAUGAUGGUGCUGCAGCUGUCGUUCUUAUGAAGAAGUCAGAAGCUGAUAAACGUGGGCUUACACCUUUAGCACGGAUAGUUUCCUGGUCCCAAGUGGGUGUGGAGCCUUCCAUUAUGGGAAUAGGACCAAUUCCAGCCAUAAAGCAAGCUGUUACAAAAGCAGGUUGGUCACUGGAAGAUGUUGACGUAUUUGAAAUCAAUGAAGCCUUUGCAGCCGUCUCUGCUGCAAUAGUUAAAGAACUUGGAUUAAACCCAGAGAAGGUCAAUAUUGAAGGAGGGGCUAUAGCCUUGGGCCACCCUCUUGGAGCAUCUGGCUGUCGAAUUCUUGUGACCCUGUUACACACACUGGAGAGAACGGGCAGAAGUCGUGGUGUUGCAGCCCUGUGCAUUGGGGGUGGGAUGGGAAUAGCAAUGUGUGUUCAGAGAGAAUGAAUUGCUUAAACUUUGAACAACCUCAAUUUCUUUUUAAACUAAUAAAGUACUAGGUUGCAAUAUGUGAAAUCAGAGGACCAAAGUACAGAUGGAAACCAUUUCCUACAUCACAAAAACCCAAGUUUACAGCUUGUACUUUACUUUAAUGUGUAAUACUCAACUCAAGGUACAAGACAAUUGCAUUUAACAUUGUUAUAAAUAAAAGAGACAUCAGAUCAAUCA
This is a messenger RNA of Pan troglodytes (chimpanzee), 1501 nucleotides long. It is a transcript of the gene ACAT2, whose product is annotated as acetyl-CoA acetyltransferase 2. Bases 86 to 1279 code for a protein of 397 amino acids. Gene Ontology annotation, molecular function: acyltransferase activity, transferring groups other than amino-acyl groups. The transcript is spliced from 9 exons. The record is from RefSeq and is a predicted model, not a curated record. Lineage: Eukaryota; Metazoa; Chordata; Mammalia; Primates; Hominidae.